This is a messenger RNA of Pistacia vera, 1226 nucleotides long. Its product is annotated as BRI1 kinase inhibitor 1. Gene Ontology annotation, cellular component: plasma membrane. The transcript has a single exon. Lineage: Eukaryota; Viridiplantae; Streptophyta; Magnoliopsida; Sapindales; Anacardiaceae. Gene Ontology annotation, molecular function: kinase inhibitor activity. The record is from RefSeq and is a predicted model, not a curated record. The coding region runs from base 106 to 1038 and encodes 310 amino acids.
CCAAAAUUUUACAAACAUAAAAGUGAGUGAGAGACGUCUAGAUACUGAAUCAGAUCUUAUUAGUUAGUCUUUCUUUCCUUUCUUUUCCUCAUAAUCUUUUCAACUAUGGACACCAAUCAGCAUCAAAUGACCAAAGAGAAAGCUUUUGACAACAAACACGAAGAAGCCAAGCACCUAAUACAAGAAGGUUUGGAUACAAAGCAAUUAACAACACCAUCUCCUGCUUCCCCAUCUUCAGCUUCUUCGUCUCCUUCUCAUGAUUUCUCCUUCACAAUUUCUCUUCACUCUUCUUCAGCACCAGUACCUGAUAAAACAAAACCCCCACCUUCAAUUGCAAUCGAUUUGUCACCUGCAGAUGACAUUUUCUUUCAUGGACAUUUGCUUCCUCUUCAUCUCCUCUCUCAUCUUCCAGUAUCUCCUCGCUCUUCGACCAACUCAUUGGACAGCUUUACCCUCCCCAUCAGAGACUUCGUAGAUGAUCAAAAGAGUGAUAAAAGUUGCAGCAGCAACAAUAGCAAUAGAAACAGCAACAACAAUAUCAACAAUAGAAGCCAUAAUCAUCAAGCCAAUGAUAGUGAGAGCAAAGGUAGAACCAAGUCCAACAAGUCAUUCUCAUUAUUCGGUUUCACAAGAUGGCGAAAGGGUUGUUACCAAGUUAGAGAUGGAGAGGAUAAGGAGAAGCAGAAGAAGAAGAUGAGAUUUGACGUAAGUAAUGUGCUAAAGAGGUAUGCCAGAAUGGUUAGGCCACUAUUAUUUUUCAAAGGAAGGAGAGAAAAUCUCCAUUUCCAUAGUCAGCCUUGUUCGUUUUCAGGUAAUUUAAGUUUCAGAAAUAAACAAGAGUUGAGAGGAAGAAGAGGAGAAUUUUCAGCCCCUGCAUCAAUCAGAACAUCUCCUUCAAAUAGUGGCCUACUCGUUGCAACUACAACUCUACCUCCUUCUAAAAGUGACAGCACCAUGGAAGAGUUGCAAGCUGCAAUUCAAGCUGCAAUUGCUCAUUGCAAGAAUUCCAUUGCUGUGGAAGACAAACUUAAAUGCUAAGUUUGGAGUUUUCGAUUUUCAUAUUAUACUUUAUAUUAAUUAUCAUUUACAAUUUCUUUUCCUGUGUAUAACAUGGUGUAUAUGAAAAUGUACGAAAAUUAAUUAGUUUUCAAUCCACAAUCAAUUUAAUAUAGUGUUACAUUCAACAGAUGAUUACUUGUGCUUUCUCGGCAUUCACGUGUGCAGGG